Molecule: messenger RNA, 1241 nt
Organism: Ostrinia furnacalis (Asian corn borer)
Lineage: Eukaryota; Metazoa; Arthropoda; Insecta; Lepidoptera; Crambidae
Product: GTPase Era, mitochondrial
Exons: 5
Coding region: 139-1179 (346 amino acids)
Biological process (GO): ribosomal small subunit assembly
Cellular component (GO): mitochondrial matrix
Molecular function (GO): GTP binding; ribosomal small subunit binding; rRNA binding
Source: RefSeq, a predicted model, not a curated record
UUUAGUAUUUUAGGUUAUGAUAUGAGUUCAAUGUUAAAAUUGUAUUCAAAAGAUUUUAAGAAAAUAAAUGAUUAGUACUCCAAGCAUUUGAGUAAUAUUAAUUUAAUUUAUUUAGAUGGAUUUUAUAUAACUGCCAUAAUGUCUACACUGGUAAUUAGUGUUUUCCGUUGUAAAUUUAGCAAGCCAUGUUACUUGAGGUUUGCAAAUUAUUCAUCUCAACCUAAACAAGCAAACAAAAAUAAUGCAGCUAAAGUUGUAAACGUUGCAAUAAUUGGGGCGCCUAAUUCAGGAAAGAGUACACUUAUCAACAAAAUAGUGGACAGGAAGAUAUGUGCUGCAUCUAAUAAAGUUCAUACGACUACAAAGAUGAUUAGAGCAAUGUAUUUUCAAAAUGACACACAGAUAAUAUUCUUAGAUACGCCUGGAGUGGUGACUGAAAGGGAGCAAAAGAAAUACAAGCUACCAGAAUCAAUGAUUGGUUCGUGUUACAAAGGCCUAAGAUGCGCUGACGUGGUCGGAGUGGUUCAUGAUAUUUCCAAUCGGUUCACCAAAGACAGCCUUCACCAUGACGUGGUCAGCAUGCUAGAAUCUGUCAAAGACACACCAAGCUUCCUAAUUAUAAAUAAGGUCGAUCUACUGAAAUCGAAAACGCAAUUGCUAACUUGCAUUAGAAACUUGACCAAUGGUUUUAUUGCUGGAAACCCUGUGCCUGGUCAGGACAGAGAUAAGAGAAUAUUAGAUAGGGGGUAUAGCAAGUUCUCUGAUGUAUUCUUGGUGUCAGCUUUGAAGGGAGAUGGAAUUACUGAUAUAAGAGAAUACCUACUUAGUAAUGCAAAACCUGCAAAUCUACAUUACACGCCAAACGAAUGGACAGAUCAGAAACCCGAGACCUUAAUCAUAGAGGCGGUGAGAGCCAAAUUCCUAGACUUUCUUUCAAACGAAAUACCUUAUAAUAUAAAGGUAGAAUUGGAGUAUUAUGAAGAUAAUGUAGAAGAAAAUAAAAUAAUAUGCUUCGUCUCAGCCGAAUGUCCUACUGAGAGGUUGGUGAAAUUAGUGAGUGGUGCGGGCGGAGGCAGACUGCAACAAAUUAAGUCACAUGUGAGAGCCGAUCUCACAGAGUUAUUUAAGAAACUAGUUGUAAUAGAUAUCAAAUUGAAGUCCAAAAUUAGAACUGAGUAGUUUUUUAAUGACAUAGAUUUUGAUAAAGCUUCAACCACACCAACGCGUGCAGAUCGCCAUCG